AUGCCUAUCAGCCCACGCGAGGCUGAAGCAUAUGAGCUCCCUUCGCUUUCAGCUGAGUCCAGCUCCAAGCCUUAUGAAGACAUUGACGAGAUCUCUCAGGAAGAUGCUAGGCUACUUGGUACAUCCUCAGAAAUCAAACGAGGAACAACAGAUCCUGUUGAUCAUCCGGUAGUUUAUAUCAGGACGGUAGAGGAUGAAGAGGUGAUAGGGAAAGGGUCUAACAUUGAAGCUCUCAUAGCUCGUACUGUCCCUUCCACAGAUGAUCCAUCUCUGCCUACACUUACACUAAGAGUCCUCGUUCUCGGAUCGACCUUUUGUGUACUUGGAGCUUGUUCUUCAAUGGUAUUUUACUUCAAAUCCAAUGCACCUCAAUUCUCGCAGUAUUUUGUCAUUCUGGCGACAUAUCCUCUUGGACAUGUGUUGGCAAACGAAAAGAUGAUACCUAGAGGCAAGAGUAUACUGGGAUGGGAACUCAAUCCUGGGAAAUUCAGUAUCAAGGAAGCGAUCCUAGUCAGUGUUCUCAGCUCGAGUGGAUCUCAAGCUGCUUACGCGGCUGAUAUUCUCGCUAUCAUGGACUUGUACUAUGAUACACCAGUAGGAAGGGUCGCUUCUUUGAUACUGCUGUUGACCACACAAUGUAUCGGAUUCGGAUUAGCCGGUAUGCUGCAAAACCUACUCGUAUCACCUCCGGCGAUGUAUUGGCCUUCAACUCUCGUUACAGUCCAAUUAUUCACCACACUGUAUUCGUCUACCUCAUCGAGUCUCUCAGAUACCGCUCAAGCUCUAACUACGAAACGACUACGGAUCUUCAUGCUGAUAUUCCUCGUCACAUUCAUGUACCAAUUUCUUCCUUCACUUCUCUUCCCCACUCUCACCUCAGUAUCCGUACUGUGUUUGAUGAAUAACGAAUCAUGGUGGAUGAGGACCCUGGGAAGUGGUUAUUCAGGUCUGGGAAUUGCAGAUUGGAGCUUUGAUUGGAGUAGUAUAGGCUCUUCAGGCCCGCUUUAUACCCCUUAUUGGGCUCUUGGGAAUUACUUUGGUGGUUUAGCUGGAAUGAUCUGGGUCAUCAUGCCUCUGAUCUUGUUGACUAACUUUUGGUCCGCUCGGUCAUUUCCCUCACCUGUAUCUGCAGGCUUAUACAAUUCGACAUUCCAGAAGUUUGACGUUACGUCAAUCCUCAAACCUGAUUUAUCAUUAGAUGAAGUGGCGUGGGAGAGGAGCAAGCCCCUGUUACUCACACCGUACUUCGCGUUGACGUACGGAUUGAGUUUUGCUGCGUUGUCAAGCGUCCUCGUGCAUGUUUGGCUGUGGCAUAGAGAUGAGAUCAAAGAAGCGCUGUCAAAAAGGAGUAAUCAGAUGAACGAUGUACACAACAAGCUCAUGCGAUCCUAUCUUCCUGUUCCAACUUCUUGGUAUUUAGGAUUAUUAGCAGUAAACUUCGGAGCCGCAAUCAUUCUGGUCAAAACCACCCCUUUACAAAUGCCCAUCUGGGCUUUAAUGUUAGCACUGGCAAUCGCGACAGUUUUCUUGGUCCCUGUGGGUAUAAUAGCGGCCGUCAGUAACACUCAAAUUGGACUUAACGUCUUGACCGAAUUUGUGGCGGGUAUAUUGAUGCCUGGCAAGCCUAUCGGCAACGUCACAUUCAAGUGUUAUGGCUAUAUGGCGAUGUCACAAGCUCUAGGUCUCACCGCUGAUCUGAAGCUCGGCUGGUACACCUCAAUACCACCUAGGGAAAUGUUCGCUUCACAGAUCUUGGGCACGGUACUUGGCGCACUAGCAAACUACAUCACCCUAGAAUCAGUGCUGGAAUCAAAACGUUCUUUCUUGAACGGAUCCGUUGUAGACCCAACAGGUCAAUGGACAGGCAGAUCACCUGCGAUCUUCUACUCAGCAUCGAUAAUAUGGGGUGCGGUAGCUCCGGCUCGAUUCUUUAGUGGUGGGUAUGAAGGGUUAUACCUCGGUUUCUUGUUGGGUGCAAUCGUACCCGUAGCUUGUUGGUGGGGACAUAGACGAUGGCCUGGAUAUAAAUUGAACAAGGUCGUUUUCCCCAUCAUAUGUAGUGGAGCAACUAUCGUUCCUCAAUAUCCAACAAAUAUCAUCUUAACCUCCCUCAUAGUUGCCAUCUUGUCAAAUUCAUAUUUCGCCAAGAAGUACCCUAAAACACACGGAAAAUACAUUUACGUGAUUUCGUCUGCCUUGGAUGCAGGAACCUCGAUAACGGCUUUGACCAUUUAUGUUUUGUUUGGGGGCGUUUUCUGGACUUGGGAUGGACCUGAAUGGUGGGGUAAUGCUAGAGGUGACACAGAACAUUGUGUACCGGGUACUUAG
Messenger RNA from Kwoniella shivajii, 2328 nucleotides. Its product is annotated as OPT family small oligopeptide transporter. Gene Ontology annotation, molecular function: oligopeptide transmembrane transporter activity. NCBI's taxonomy places the organism in Eukaryota, Fungi, Basidiomycota, Tremellomycetes, Tremellales, Cryptococcaceae. Bases 1 to 2328 code for a protein of 775 amino acids. Gene Ontology annotation, cellular component: plasma membrane. The record is from RefSeq and is a predicted model, not a curated record. Gene Ontology annotation, biological process: transmembrane transport. The transcript is spliced from 18 exons.